Hibiscus syriacus is the source of this 1523-nucleotide messenger RNA. RefSeq names its product ACT domain-containing protein ACR8-like. Bases 61 to 1392 code for a protein of 443 amino acids. NCBI's taxonomy places the organism in Eukaryota, Viridiplantae, Streptophyta, Magnoliopsida, Malvales, Malvaceae. The transcript is spliced from 6 exons. The record is from RefSeq and is a predicted model, not a curated record.
UUUUUAUACAUAUUUUUGUUCGAGUUUGUGAUAAUUUCUGGGUUUUUCAAGGAGAGAAACAUGGAGUGGUAUACUUGUCUUGAUGAAUAUGAGAAGCUUGUUAUAAGAAUGACAACUCCCAGAGUGGUUAUAGACAAUGCCGUUUGUCCCACUGCAACUCUUGUCAAGGUUGAUAGUGCCAGGAGAGAGGGGAUUUUGUUAGACGCUGUUCAAGUCUUAGCAGAUCAAAAUCUUUCCAUCAAAAAGGCUUACAUUUCAUCAGAUGGUCAAUGGUUCAUGGAUGUUUUCCAUGUGACUGAUUUGAAUGGAAACAAGUUAACUAAUGAGAGUGUUAUAAGCUACAUAGAACAGUCCCUUGAGUCCUCUUUCCAUGAUAGAAGCCAUGAGUUUAAUGAUUUAACAGUUUUGGAAUUGACCGGAACUGAUAGAGUUGGUCUCUUAUCCGAAGUGUGUGCGGUUCUAACUGACUUGCAAUGUGAUGUUGUUGAUGCUAAAUUAUGGACUCAUAAUGGUCGAAUUGCGUCUUUAAUCUUCGUAAAAGACUGCAAUUCGGGGUCUCUGAUUAACGACUCUGAGAAAAUCGACAGAAUUGAAGCACGGUUAAGGAAUAUUUUGAGAGGAGACAACUAUGUUCGUAGUGUGAGGACUUCAGUUUCUUCGGAUGUAAUCCACCCGGACCGAAGGUUACAUCAAAUGAUGUUUGCAGACCGCGACUACGAAAGGAAGCCUGUUUUGCUGUCUAAGACAGAUUCGCCGGUGAUGGUCUUCGUGCAAAAUUGGGCGGAAAGGGGUUACUCGGUUCUGAACGUUCAGUGUAAGGAUCGAGCCAAGCUUUUGUUCGAUGUCGUUUGCACGUUGACGGAUAUGCAGUAUGUUGUUUUCCAUGCCACCAUCAACACAGCUGGGGAUAAAGCACAUAUGGAAUUCUACAUUAGGCACACAGACGGAAUCCCGAUUAGCUCUGAAGCCGAAAAACAACGAGUCAUCCAAUGCUUACGAGCUGCAAUCGAAAGGAGAGCACCCAAUGGUGUAAGGCUGGAGUUAUGCAUACCAGAUAGGCAAGGACUAUUGGCAUACGUGACCCGAACGUUCCGCGAAAACGGUCUUAACUUGACAAGAACAGAAAUAUCAACCUCUAGAGACACGGCUCUUAACGUCUUUUAUGUAACAGAUGCAAUCGGGAACAUAGCUGAUCCCGAAAUCAUUGAAUCGGUGAGACGAAAGAUCGGUUCAGGAAACUUGAAGGUCAAGGAAUUGCCAUUGAUGUAUCCUGGAAAGGCAGAAAGGGAAGAACAAACAGUAGGAGGGGUCGGUGGGGCAGUGUUGUUAUCACUCGGGAGCUUAGUAAGAAGGAAUCUAUACAAUUUGGGGUUGAUUAAAUCACGUUCUUGAAUCUCGAACUUCAAGUUUUAGGGUUUGACCUUUGUGUACAGAUGAAAAAUAGUAUCAAGAUUCGAACUUUAGACAUUAGUGAGAUUUGAUGAUGAUUUUGUUGUAGGUACAAAACAAGGGAUUGUAAAAUG